Molecule: messenger RNA, 993 nt
Organism: Nestor notabilis (Kea)
Lineage: Eukaryota; Metazoa; Chordata; Aves; Psittaciformes; Psittacidae
Gene: BLCAP
Product: bladder cancer associated protein
Exons: 1
Coding region: 73-336 (87 amino acids)
Source: RefSeq, a predicted model, not a curated record
GAGGAGUUGCUGGAGACUGUUCUGGAGCACAUCUGAUCACUGCUGCCACAAGGCCCCAACCAGCCAGCCACAAUGUACUGCCUUCAGUGGUUGCUGCCCGUCCUGCUCAUACCCAAGCCCCUCAACCCAGCAUUGUGGUUUAGUCACUCAAUGUUCAUGGGCUUCUACCUGCUCAGUUUUCUCCUGGAACGGAAACCGUGCACAAUUUGUGCCUUGGUCUUCCUGGCAGCUCUAUUCCUCAUCUGCUACAGCUGCUGGGGGAACUGCUUCUUGUAUCACUGCACAGGAUCCCAGUUGCCGGAAUCAGCUCACGAUCCCAGCAUUGUGGGCACUUAGAAAACGAUCGUCUUCCAGUCUGCUGAGGGCUCUUGUUUUGCUUUUCAAAAGGGGUUAGGGCUAGGGAGGAGGGAGGGGGUGUUAGGCAUGUGACUGGAGUAAAGACAGCCUGUUUCCUGUAACUGUGUAUGGACUGGAGUGGUAAAUUCCUCCCACUCUGCCUGUGAAAUUCAACUUGUUUACUGUGUGAACUCUGGCAGCACCACCUGCUUUUUUAGAAGCAGAUAUCUUUUUUUCCUUUCCUUCCCAUAUCACUGGGAAGGGACACCAGCCCCUCCUGACUGAGCACUGGUGCAGGACCGAGCUGCUGGCCUCUGCCCAGCUGUGUGCAGUGGUGCAGUUGUGUGUCACUCACUUGUCUGCGUUAGGCCAUGGUGGUCUAACUCAGGGCUCUCGACCCCCUGAUUCUGCUCAAGUAGCUACAAGAUUCUCUCCAUCUUUGUGGGGAGCCAGUCUUCCCAUCUUGCUGCUGCAGGGCAAGCUCAACAGCUCACAGAUGCACUUGGCCAAAAGCUGCUGGAGCCAGAGGCAGUUGAGUCACCUCCUCCUGCUCAGCCUGCCAAAGAGAUGCAUGCACUGCCGAGGUGCUUUCUGAACUACUUACGCUCCAAGAUCAUAGCCUGAAAGCCUCAGUUAUGCUGCUGCUUUUAUAAAGCC